GAGAGGAGAGUAGAAUAUUGGACUGUCUACUAUGGCUUUGAAUGGGGAUGUGUGUGUGGUGACAGGGGCUUGCGGAUUUCUGGGCAGAAGACUGGUCCGGCUGCUGCUGGAGGAAGAGCGCCUGAGUGAAAUCAGAUUGAUCGACAGACAAAUCAAACUGGAAGAUGUUCAGAGUUUUAAUGACUGCAGAGGAGACACUCGGGUGCGUGCCUAUGAGGGAGACAUUCGGGACAGCGCCUUUCUGAGACGAGCCUGCCGAGGGGCAUCCACUGUCUUUCAUAUGGCCUGCCUGAUUGAUGUCAGAGGAAAGGUGGAGUUCAGUGAGCUGUAUGGAGUCAAUGUCAAAGGUACCCAACUGCUCCUGGAAGCUUGUAUUGAGGAGAAUGUGCCCUCCUUUAUCUACACCAGCAGUAUAGAGGUCAUGGGCCCAAACCCUAGUGGUGACCCCGUCUAUAACGGGACAGAGGAAACACAGUACAAAUGCGCCGUCAAGUUUCCCUAUGGUAAAACCAAAAGGGAGGGAGAAGAGAGGACACUACGGGCCAAUGGUGAGCUACUGCUCGAUGGGACCCGGCUGGCCACAUGCGCCCUUCGACCCAUGUACAUUUAUGGAGAAGGGUGCCGUUUCCUCUUGGGGCAUAUGGCAGAUGGGGUACGCAACAAGAACGUCCUGUAUCGUUUGUCCUUACAAGAAGCAAAGGUGAACCCUGUUUAUGUAGGAAAUGUAGCUCUAGCUCAUCUUCAAGCAGCACGCAGUCUGAAAGAUUCCAAUAAACGAAAUAUCAUAGGGGGGAGGUUUUACUACAUAUCGGAUGACACGCCUCCAGUCAGUUACUCAGACUUUAACCAUGUGAUGAUGUCCCCUCUGGGCUUCCAUAUCCAGGACAAACUACCAUUGCCCCUGUGUUUGCUGUAUUUGCUGUGUUUUGUGUUGGAAUGGGGCUGUGCAAUACUGCGUCCUUUCAUUCGCCUGGUCCCACCUCUGACUCGACAUCUGGUCACAAUGUUAAACACACACUUCACUUUCUCCUAUAAGAGGGCGCAGGUCGAGCUGGGAUAUACCCCUAGGUACAGCUGGCAAGAAGCACGCAAAGGUACUAUAGAGUGGCUCGCAAGCCAGCUACCAGAAAUUAGAGAGAAAAUAGAAACAUGAUUAUUUUCUACUGUCUCUUCCUCUGCAUGUGCUGUAAUCAUAAGAACUUGCUAUGACAUAACAUUGAAUGCUUGCCCAAAGUUUCUUUUUUUCUUGUGAAAUACCUUUUA
Messenger RNA from Boleophthalmus pectinirostris (great blue-spotted mudskipper), 1263 nucleotides. RefSeq names its product hydroxy-delta-5-steroid dehydrogenase, 3 beta- and steroid delta-isomerase 1 (gene hsd3b1). The record is from RefSeq and is a predicted model, not a curated record. NCBI's taxonomy places the organism in Eukaryota, Metazoa, Chordata, Actinopteri, Gobiiformes, Gobiidae. Bases 32 to 1153 code for a protein of 373 amino acids. The transcript has 3 exons. Gene Ontology annotation, biological process: steroid biosynthetic process. Gene Ontology annotation, molecular function: 3-beta-hydroxy-Delta5-steroid dehydrogenase (NAD+) activity.